AAGAUCAAAAGUACUGAACUCAACAUGGCUAACGCAGCAUUAUAUAUUUUUCAACUGAUUUUUCUUUUAAUAUUUCACACGUACAUAUUUGGAGUAGAAGGACGAGGAGACUCUCGUUGUAUGCAUAUGGGUGGGAGAUGCGAGGAAGUAAACUCACGCUGUCAAAUCUACGUGUCGAAUAAGUGUGCCGGAGGAAAUACCAGAAAAUGCUGUGUAUAUGGUCAAGACUAUCCCUGUGAGGACAUUGGGGGGACGUGUCAGACCAGACCUAGCUCUUGUAGUGGCAGAUACAAAAGGGGGCUUUGUGGAGGGUUGACGAACAGACAGUGCUGUGUUUAGAAUCAAUCACCAGGUCAACGUUAAAGGUUUAACUCCAAACACUUCUAAAACACAAUAAACUUUUCCAAGAAUC
Ostrea edulis (European flat oyster) is the source of this 412-nucleotide messenger RNA. RefSeq lists its product as uncharacterized. Bases 25 to 339 code for a protein of 104 amino acids. The record is from RefSeq and is a predicted model, not a curated record. Lineage: Eukaryota; Metazoa; Mollusca; Bivalvia; Ostreida; Ostreidae. The transcript has 3 exons.